Molecule: messenger RNA, 656 nt
Organism: Parus major (Great Tit)
Lineage: Eukaryota; Metazoa; Chordata; Aves; Passeriformes; Paridae
Product: cyclin-dependent kinase inhibitor 1C-like
Exons: 1
Coding region: 180-656 (158 amino acids)
Biological process (GO): regulation of cell cycle
Cellular component (GO): nucleus
Molecular function (GO): cyclin-dependent protein serine/threonine kinase inhibitor activity
Source: RefSeq, a predicted model, not a curated record
GUGUUUUGCUCGCACUCGCGGGGGAGCGGGGUUUAAAAGGCAGCGGCCGAGGGCAGGGGUUCAAAGGCGGGAGCCAGGGCCGGUGUGAGCGUGAGGGAGCGAGCGGACGGGACGGGAGGAGAGGAGCGGCGGGGGGGGCAUCCACGCCUUCCCGGCCCGCCGCGUCCUGCCCGGCGGCGAUGUCCAACGUGCACCUCUCCGGCGCCGCCGCCCUGGAGCGUCUCUCGGCCCGGCGAGCCCUGGCCGGGCACGGCCGCAGCCCCGUCUGCAGGAGCCUCUUCGGGCCGGUGGACCACGAGGAGCUGGGCCGGGAACUGCGGGAGCGCCUGCGGGAGAUGGGGGAGGACGACCAGCGCCGCUGGGACUACAACUUCCAAACCGACACGCCGCUGCCGGGGCCCGGCCGCCUGCGCUGGGAGGAGGUGGAGGCCGGCGCCGUGCCCGCUUUCUACCGGGAGACUCUGCAGGUGGGACGGUGCCGCGUCCCCCUCCUCCGGGCGCCCCCUUCCCCGCCGCCGCCGCAGCAUGCGCGGGGCCGGGCCAGUUCCGCCACGGGCCUGGGCCCCGCGCCGCAGCCGCUGCCGGGGCCCGGCCGGUCCGAGUGCCCGUGGGGAGGCUGUCCCUACGGACACUCUUCUUUUGCCCUUUUGUUUUGA